CCCUCCCUGUCACUGCACACCAGCCAGGGGGUGUCCCUGGGGGACAAUGUCACCCUGCGCUGCCACCUGCCCCAGCCAGCUUCCCGGGUCCGGCUCUGCCAGGAAGAACGAUUCCUCUCCUGCAUGUACAAGCACCAGGUACAGAACAUGGCAGAGUUCUCCUUUGUUAGCACAAGUAAGGAACAUGCGGGGACAUAUCGGUGCCAGUACCAGGUGUCAGAGGAAUGGGGGGCAUGGCAGAAGAGUGACCCCGUGGAGCUGGUGCUGACAGAUCACAACUCACCCCCACCCAGCAUUUCCCUGAGCUGGGAGGGAUGCGUGGAGAUGGGGAGCAACGUCACCCUGUGUGUGGAGACAAGGACCAAUGUCACCAUCCAAUGUAGGAACAAGGAUAAUGGGACCUCCCUCCUCCUGCACAAGGAUGGGUGCUCAGCCCCUGUCCAGCGCCAGGAUCCUGAUGGUGCUGGCACGGCCUCCUUCCUCCUCUUUGGAGUGACCCUGGCAGACUCUGGCACCUACAGGUGCUCCUCUCGCAGCAGGAACUUCCCCUUUGUGUCCUCACCCCUUGGGGACAGCGUGACGCUGGAGGUGACUCCCACACCCACACCCUCAGGUAGUGCUGAGUUGGUGUCCCAUGGGAACCUGGUGCUGGUGGUGGUGAGGGGCUGCGCUGCUGCCCUCAUCUUUGGCCUCGGCAUCUUCUUUGUCAUCGAUGCCCGCAGGCACUGGAUACAUAGAU
Messenger RNA from Phasianus colchicus (ring-necked pheasant), 739 nucleotides. The record is from RefSeq and is a predicted model, not a curated record. NCBI's taxonomy places the organism in Eukaryota, Metazoa, Chordata, Aves, Galliformes, Phasianidae.